GCGCCUGCCGCUCCCCGCGCUCGCAGCGCGGGCCUGGGGACCGGGGAGCCCGCCGCCGGGCCGCAGCAUGGGGCGCUUCCGCGGGGGCCUGCGGUGCAUCAAGUACCUGCUGCUCGGCUUCAACCUGCUCUUCUGGCUGGCCGGAUCAGCCGUCAUUGCUUUUGGACUAUGGUUUCGGUUCGGAGGUGCCGUAAAGGAGUUAUCGUCAGAGGACAAGUCCCCAGAGUAUUUCUAUGUGGGGCUCUACGUUCUGGUUGGAGCCGGGGCCCUGAUGAUGGCCGUGGGGUUCUUCGGGUGCUGCGGAGCCAUGCGGGAGUCACAAUGUGUGCUUGGAUCAUUUUUUACCUGCCUUCUGGUGAUAUUUGCUGCUGAAGUAACCACUGGAGUAUUUGCUUUUAUAGGCAAAGGGGUAGCUAUCCGACAUGUUCAGACCAUGUAUGAAGAGGCUUAUAACGAUUACCUUAAAGACAGGGCAAAAGGCAAUGGGACGCUCAUCACCUUCCACUCAACAUUUCAGUGCUGUGGAAAAGAGAGCUCCGAACAGGUCCAACCCACGUGCCCAAAGGAGCUUCUAGGACACAAGAAUUGCAUCGAUGAAAUUGAGACCGUAAUCAGUGUUAAGCUCCAGCUCAUUGGAAUUGUCGGCAUUGGAAUUGCAGGUCUCACGAUCUGUGGCAUGAUAUUCAGCAUGGUCCUCUGCUGUGCAAUACGAAACUCACGAGAUGUGAUAUGAAGCUACUUCUACAUGAAAAUUGUAAUCUAAAGCUUUCAUACCAAAUGUCACAGGAGCUGUCUCCCAGCUCAUUUUUAAUACUGAAAUGACAUUAGGGUCUAAAAUAAUUUGCUGUCAAUUGUAUAUUUGCAUGAGUAUGUAUGUCUGGGUCAUUACUGGUUUACCCCUUGAGUGAAUGCCUAUGUGUGUUGACUGAGAGCAUAUUUCAUGUGUGAUCAGCGUGUUUCUAGCAUAUGCUUUAUACAUCAUGAAAUCUGUUUGCUGGAAAUUCCUGAUUCUUGUUAUAUAAGAGGAACAACCCAUUUCACUCCCAGAAAAAGAUCAAAAAGCUGUGAGAACUUGGCUGUUUAGAAAAAGCGAUAGUGGGUCAGUUUCUCAGACUGUAGCCUUUGAAAAUUAGAUGCAGAGAAUUCCGAGAUUUCUUCUUAAUGGAAGCAAUAAGCUAUAAGAAUUGAGAGAUUACAUCGGAGUGUUAAAACUGACUGUGUCUAAGUUGGGUGUAAGGGUUUCCUGAGUUUUUUUAUAUACGUGCUCUCCCCAAAAUACAGUAAACCACAGUUUUAGAACUAAACACAUCUGUAAAACUAAAUAUAGCAUGGAAAAUCUAAUUUGAAUAAGUCAUGCUUUCCUAGAAUUUAAAAAUAAAAAAGUCUUCCUCUGGAAAGACAAGUCACACAGACAAUCAUGUGCCCUAUUAUAGGACUAAAAAACUUUAAAAAACUUUUUAAGGAAAUAUUUUUGGCCUUAUGCAAAAACAUGUAAAUACUGCUUUAUUACUUUGCUUUUCUGAUCCUGCUCUAAAUAACUGCAGCCCUCACAUCCUCAAAGAGGCUUUUAUCUUAAACUCUUCUGUUUCUCUAAAUAUAAGAACAGAAUGACUAAAGCAAAAGAUCUGGCAGUUGAAAAAUUGUGGGAGAGAAUUUUUACUGGCACUGUAUCUUUGAAAUACCUCAUAACUUACGUUUACAUGUUUUCCUAAUUUUUUGUAUUUUUCUUAUAUAUUCAGUUAGAGAAUUCUUCAUAGGUUAAGAACUACAGUUUUCACCACUUAAAAUAAGUCAAACGAAGUUCUUCAUAAUUUAACCGUUAGCAUCCUUAGCCAACCAAAAUAAAACAAAGAAAAGCCUCUUUUCCUAGUUGUGUACAGGCAACAGAAACCAGUUAAGGAAACAAAAAUACUUUUAUACACAUAGAACAAAAACUUUGCGUGUGUGCGGAUCUCCUGAAAAUAAAAUUUUCAAGGUAUUUUUAG
Saimiri boliviensis boliviensis (Bolivian squirrel monkey) is the source of this 1985-nucleotide messenger RNA. RefSeq names its product tetraspanin 2 (gene TSPAN2). NCBI's taxonomy places the organism in Eukaryota, Metazoa, Chordata, Mammalia, Primates, Cebidae. The record is from RefSeq and is a predicted model, not a curated record. Gene Ontology annotation, cellular component: plasma membrane.